UAUUUCUAGAGGCAAAAACGGUAUCGAUUUAGAGGUUAAGUUCAAUUUAUAAAUUUACAAUAUUACAUUAUUAUUGCAAGUAAAUUUCAUUUACUGCAGAUUCACUUUAGAAAAGUAAAUAGCAAUUUCCCAAGUAGAAAAGUGUUAAGCCUAUCUAUGUUAAAAGCUGAAAUGGUACAAUUUUGUAUCACUAAAAUACUAGAAUAUUGAAGUGCACAGAAAAGACAAAGAGGUUGUGUAUGGCCAGAGCGACGAUGGGACUGGAGAAGGGGACUCCCAUUCACCCAAAACACAACAGUCCCUUCCACAACCAUCAACCAAACGCCAGCAAAGCUGGAAAACUGGUUAUGAUGGCGAAGUUGAAGGAGCGGGCGCAAGAAGAGGCAAACUUGUCACUUGCCAAUAUAUUGAAUGAAGAAGCAGUGAGAGACCCGGAAACCAUGCACAGCUUAUCAGCAGUGGACGCCAGAAGGGCGAUGAAGAGGGCGAGAGGAACAGCCGAGCCGGCCAUUCCCCGCACCCUGGAGGAGUUGAGGGAAGAACUUAGCCAAGUGGGUCGUGAGGGUUUACGACUCACGACUGGAAACACAGAGUUUUUCCUCAACGAGCCUAUAAGGGGUGCGGACGGGGAGACGUUGGCCGAGGGCUUCGUCAGCCACAGAAUACUACAACAUUUAAGGAGGCAUCCAGCGGAGGCGUCUCACAUUCUUAUGGACGCUACGUUCAAGACUGUCCCCAGGCGACCACAGGGGGUGCAACAAUUUUUCUAGACAUUCUUCUAGUGCAAUUUGGAGGCACGCUGUAGCCGAGGGCCUGACCAACGUUAUUCACAACAAUUUUGAUGCGAAAAGAUUUGUGGAAAUACUUAUGGCGCUCCCGCACCUUCCGCCCCAUCAAGGACCUCCUCAUGAUGACCGGGUCCCCCCAUAUGGCAUAGUUGAUGGCUUGAAUGCCAUAAACAAUUAUGUUGAUGAGGGACUCCUCGACCAUCGGUUGACGAGAGUCAUUGCAUAUGUCAGGAGGUAUUGGGUGGGGGUGAUUGGCGUGGAGAGCCUCUCCACCUUGCAGGCACCUCGGAGGACUAAUAAUCACCUCGAGAGCUUCCACGCUAGGAUGUUGGCUGCAUUCGGCGUCAACCUGGAUGUGUGCAGUUUUAUACUUAAGUAGCUGCAAUGAUACAUUAAAAUUGCAUUAUAAGAUAGGUAUUUUACUUCCAACAUAUUAAGCCUACUGGCUGUCAUGAUAUGAAAUUAACUCUACCACACAUAAUGAAUGAGUAAAAUUAAAAAUUGUUGAACUUUAUUCAUAUGUCACGCUACCUUCCUAUUCAGAAUACAUUCUACGGAGGUUAAUUUUUCACAUUCCUAUUGGCCAUUGAUGAAUAUCCGAAAUAUUUUAGAAGUUACUUACACUCUUACUCUUAAACACAGUUGCUGAAAUGGUUGUGACAUUUGUCAUACCAUUGGAUUAGCCUACCAAGAAGUCUUCUCCAUAAAAUAUGCCACCAGAUUAGUUUAAGUGGGCUAAGAUGUUGUUUUGGAGCUCAAGUUAUUAUAUAAAUGAUUAUUUAUUGAUUUUGUCAUUCAUACAACAAGCACAUUAUCAAAAUGAUAGGGAGAGGAAAAAAUAA
This is a messenger RNA of Nilaparvata lugens (brown planthopper), 1630 nucleotides long. RefSeq lists its product as uncharacterized. The coding region runs from base 240 to 770 and encodes 176 amino acids. The transcript has 5 exons. Lineage: Eukaryota; Metazoa; Arthropoda; Insecta; Hemiptera; Delphacidae. The record is from RefSeq and is a predicted model, not a curated record.